GGGUGUCCAUGGUGAUCUUCAACGAAGCCUUGAGCCUAGGAUCAUGUGCUCUGGCGCAUGCGGGGUUCAGAGAUACCAACCCCUCCUCUCUUUGUCAGCGGUACCUUUAAAAACGUACACGGAGCUGAGGCCGCUCCUCCGGGGUCUGUCCUUGCACUCGCCUACCUGGUUGCUCAGUGCUGCCUGAUUUCCACUGAGCUCAGAUCCCACGUGAGGACGUGUUUCGCAACCCUUGCCUCUGCCAAAGACCGCGACAGGUACGCGCUUUGCAUCUACCUAGCCCAGCAGACGUCAGGGAUGGCCUUUCCCAUCCAAGAGGCUUCUUCCACAUCACGCAGGACUCCAUCGCAUAUUCUCGCAACCCUCCUCCCAAGAUAUUUUCUUCAAGCCAAGAGGCACCUACCACGCUGCAUGCAUAAAAUCAGCCAACGAUCUCUAGCGCGUGGGACCCUUCAUCGUAUGAUUUAGGUUGACUUGUUUCGACCCUCGAUCCCUACGCGAGAAACACCAUGUCGAGGAUCGAGAAGCUGUCCAUCUUGGGCGUGCGCUCAUUUAGUCCCCAUGAGCAGCAGGCCAUCGCUUUUAACACACCGCUCACCCUAAUUGUCGGGUACAAUGGUUCGGGCAAGACGACUGUGAUUGAAUGCCUCAAAUAUGCCACCACGGGUGAGCUCCCGCCCAACAGUAAAGGCGGUGCCUUUAUCCAUGAGCCUGAGCUGGAAGGCGAAAAGGAUGUGCGCGCCCAGGUCAAGGUGUCGUUCAGAUCAACCAUAGGAGAGCAGUAUGUCUUGACUCGCAAUGUGCAAUUGACAGUCAAAAAGACCACAAGAUCGAUGAAGACGCUGGAAGGCAGUCUUCUUCUGAGGGGCCAGGCUGGAGGAAAAUCCUCGGACCGUCAUGUCAUUUCCACCAGAGUAAUGGAGCUGGACAAGCUGGUCCCAGAGAAGCUUGGUGUUUCGCCAGCCGUGCUUGAGGCCGUCAUUUUCUGCCACCAGGAUGAGUCCAUGUGGCCCAUGAGCGAACCCUCGGCUCUGAAGAAGCGGUUCGAUGAAAUUUUCGAGGCCAUGAAAUACACCAAGGUAAUCGACAAUCUGAAAGUGCUCCGCAAGAGAAAGGGAGAAGAGCUGCGAGAAUUGAAAAUUCAAGAGACGCAAGACAAGGUCAACAAGGAGAGAGCCGACAAGGUUGGCAGGCUCAUAAUACAAAUGAGCCAGGAGAUUGAAGAAGCGCAGACAAAAUGCAGCGAUAUCCUCAAGCAAAUGGGAGCCAAGGCCAAGGAAAUCAAGGACAAGCACGAACAGGCCAACAGUUUCUUGAAGAUUGUGAACGACCUGCAAAACAAGACCGAGAAGCUCGAAUACAAGAGCGAAGCUAUCAGGGAACUACGGAGCCGUAUCGAAGAACUGCCGGAUAGUGAUGAUGUACUGCGGAACACUCUGGCUGAGUAUGCGCAGACAAUAGAGAGGACUGUGGCCGACAGAGAUAGGAAGCAGGCACAGCAACAGGAGCUCCAAGCGGAUCUAAAGCAGUCUCGGGACAGGCAUACGGCCAAAGUUGCCGAACAGGGCAAACAUCAAUCCGAUAAGGACAAGUAUGAGCGCCAACUGGCCACAAGAGAUCGAAUGGUUCACGAGGCGGCCGAGCGCCACGAGAUUCGCGGCUACGAUGGAGACCUGGACGGUGAUCUGAUCGAGUCUUUUUACGAACGUAUCCAGAAGGCCCUCAACGACAAAAAGCGCGAGCUGGAGCGGCUCCAGAAGAGCAAUGCUGAAGAACUGGACAAGAAGAGCUCUGUCAUUGCUGAGCUUGAAGGCCGGAAACAAUCACUGAACCGGGAUCGGGCCUCAGCAAAACAACGCAUCAUGGCUAUUGGGAGGGAGUCGGCCACCGUUCAAGGCGAGCUUGGUUCUCUCGACGUGGACGAGGGCUCUGAGGCUGCUCUUCGUGCAGAAAUGAAAGAAGUCGAGGCAAGGAUUGAGGCAGCAAAGACCGACGAACAAUCUUCGGACCUCGACGACCAGAUCAAAAAGGUCCAGGAUGAGAUCUGGCAACUGGAAACUCAAGCUGCCAAGCUCGGGCGGGAACUGGUUGAAUGCACCAGACUGGCGUCUGAGCGUGCACAGCUUGAUCUGCGCAAGAAGCAGCUGACUGACCGACGGCGCGAUCUUGAUAUUCUCAAGAAUACCUGGUCUGAGCAGCUGUCGGCGCUUCUGGGCACAAACUGGACACCGGACACUGUCGAAGCUGAAUUUCAGAGCGCCUUGAGAAAGCAGGACGGUGUUGUUGCCGAAGCCAGAAAACAGAAAGACGCCACGCAGCAAGAACUCAAGCAGGUCGAGUACAGGCUGUCCACCACUCGGGACCGGUACACCAAGCUUUUAACAGAGAUGAAGAGCUGCCAACGUGACGUUUUGAAAGCACUACGUGCCACGAGGGACGAGAACGACCCUGAGCACCCCCUUAUCGACAACUACGAGGCGCAGACAAAGCACGUAGAGACGGAGCUUGCCCAGAUCGAGUCCGAUCUCAAGUUGACUGAAGAGAUGAAGACCUACUACACCAAGGUCAAGACAGUUGCCGAAAAGCACAACAAGUGCAACCUUUGCGACCGAGAUUUCCUCAACCAGGAAGACAUAAAGAGGAGGGUCUUCAACAAGAUUGCCAAAGUACUUGGCGAUGAAGUGAAGCAGGAGUUGGAGGCGGACAAGGCAGAUUUCGCUGCUCGUUUGAGGCAGUUGAAAGCUGUGCGUGCCCAGUAUGAUACCUAUGGACGUCUCGAAAAGGAGGUGCCUACCCUGUCCGCGGAGCUCAAUGUCUACACAACCCAAAAGGAAGACCUGGUGCGGCGGCUGGAGGACAAGGACCUCGCCUUUGGCAAGGCGGAAGAGCAACGACGGGAGAUGGACUCUCUCAGCAAGAAUGUUUUGAAGAUUUCUCAAAAUCACAAAGACAUCCAGGAAGCCGAGAGGCAGGUCGAGCGGUCGCAGCAAUCUUCAAGCGUGACCACUCGCAGUCCGGACGAAAUCAACGAGGAGCAGACCACCUGUGCGGAGCAGACUCGUGUCGCCCAGGCCAGACUCAACAAGCUCACUGUCGAGAGACAGCGACUCAAGGAUUUCGCUUCGCAGCUCGAGGUGGAGAGGCUUGAGUUGAGACACAAGAUAGCCACUGCGGCCCAGCAACUUGAGCGGAAGAAGAGUCUUCAAGACCAAAUUCGUCGGUUCAAGGAGGAACAAGCGCAGCUUCGCGAGUCGGUUCAGACUGCUGACAAUGAUCUGGAAGCCCUCGAGCCCGAGAUGGCCACCGCACGCUCUGCCCUUGACGAAGUGCGGCAACACGGUCGGGCCAAGGAGCAAAAGGUCACAGAGAAGCGCGAUGCUAUCGGGGGCACUGUCAGUGAGCUCAGGAUGAUUAACGGUGAAAUCCAAGAGUAUCUCGAGCGUGGCGGCCCCUCGAAUCUAGCUUCCAACCAGCGCGCCAUUACCACGCUGGAGGCAACUAUUGCCAACAUUGAGGCUGAGAUGAAGGGUUUGACCGUGCAGAUCAACAACCUGAAUAAGGAGAUUGACAACAGCGACGCCAAGAAGAGAAACAUCUCCGACAAUCUCACCUACCGCAAGAACCUCCGCGAGCGUGUCGCGCUUCAACAGGAGAUUGAGGAGCUCAAAUCCCGCAAAGCCGAGGAAGACUACCAGCGUCUCAGCCUCGAGGCGCGCAUCCUCGAAGAUCAACGAGGCCUGUUGACGGCGGAGCGGGAACGGUUGAUGGGCAACGUGGCGUCGAAGGACGACCAGCUGAACCGGCUGCAAGAAGAAUACGAUCUUGACCUCAAGGGCGCCAAGGCCAAGUACAAGGAAUCGCACAUCAAGGUUGAGACGACCAAGGCUGCUAUUGACGACCUUGGCCGGGGCACCAUGGCUCUCGACCAUGCCAUUAUGCAAUUCCACUCUCUCAAAAUGGAGGAGAUCAACCGCAUCAUCGGCGAGCUCUGGAGGGAGACGUACCAAGGCACAGACAUUGACACGAUCCAGAUUCGGUCCGACGUAGAGUCGGGUGCCGGUUCGGGAGGCGGCGGCAAGCGCAACUACAACUAUCGGGUUUCGAUGGUCAAGGGCGACACGGAGAUGGACAUGCGCGGGCGGUGCUCGGCAGGCCAAAAGGUGCUGGCGAGCAUCAUCAUCCGGCUAGCACUGGCCGAGUCGUUUGGCGUCAACUGCGGCCUGAUCGCGCUGGACGAGCCGACGACCAACCUCGACAGCGACAACAUCCGCAGCCUGGCGAGCAGCCUGCACAGGAUCAUCAAGGCGAGGCAGUCGCAGGGGAACCUGCAGCUGAUUGUCAUCACCCACGACGAGGAGUUUUUGAAGCACAUGCGGUGCCAGGACUUUUGCGACACGUUUUACCGGGUGGAGCGCAACGCGAGGCAGAACAGUGUUAUUCGGGUGGAAAACAUCACGAGGAUCUCCGAGUAAGAGAGGGUAGACAGCAUGUAUAUGUUGAUGAGGUAUUAAUUAGCAAAUGGAGGGUCUGGGAGUUGAUCACGGUAACGUGUGUCUUUAGCUGAACAGGGACAGGUGAUUGCGGAAAAAAAAGGGGAUAAUAUGGGAGAUCAACGCUCGCCCGAGGUACAUUGUGAGGCAGCCCGCAUCAUAUGACUGGAUGGGGUGAUGCUCGAAAUUGUUAGAGGGUACGAAGCACGACUUGUAUUGGGGGGUUAGAAUGCCGAAUUUACGGCAGGCAAGAGGAUGCGGUGACGCCUUGGGGUUUUUGAAGGACUCAACAGCAAUCCAGUUAAUGUUGCCCUGCAGGUCACUCGGGUAAACGCAGGCCAGCAGUGAAGUGUAUAUCUGAGCCUCUACUGCUGAUAUUACUCUUUUGCAAUCUGGUUUCUAUAAUCUUGAUCAGCGUUGGCUCUCGAACAUACAUCAGACAGACCUACCAUCGCGUAACCGCCUCAGGAUGCCGACUGUGUUUUUGCCCUCCGUCUCUUGGUCUAUAUCUCUCGACCCAAGACAGGCAGUAAACAUAUCGGCUUUCUAUAGAGCAGAGCUUACAGCUUGUCUCCAUCUUCCCUUCUUGUCCUGUAAAACUGCUUGGGAAGUCCCUUCUACAAGUCCUCCUCAUCAUCAUCCCUCCUCCUGUUGUUAUUAUCCCUCACCCCCGGACUCCUCGACCUCGACCUCCCACUCCUCUGCCCCCUAUUAUCCCUCCCCCUACCACCACCUCCUCCAGCAGAUCUCCCACCUCCUCUAAUCUCCCCAUUAUGGCCCUGCUGGUUGUUUCCCUUCCCAGGAGGCGGCCUCACAAAUGCAAAGUCAACUUGCACGUUCUGGUCCAAGAGGGGCGUGUUGUGCGCCCCGUCGAUGGCGGCUCUUGCUUCCUCAAUGGUGGAGUACUCGAUCAAGGCGUAGCCCUUUUUCUGUCAGCCAACCUUUUGAGCAAGGGGGAAGAUACCUUGACAUAACCCGUCCGUCUGUCCAGGUUGAGAUGCAGGUUCCUAAUCUCGCCGUACUCCCCAAACAUGUCGUGGAUGGCCUCUUCGUCGGCCUCCUCAUGCACGUUGGUCACCAUGAUGAUCCAGCCUUCGAUCGAGCGGACGGCCGUGGCGCGAGUGUGUGUUUGCAUGGCUGAGGUGUUGGCGUAGGUUGAGGAGGUUGUUGUUGUUGUUGUUGUUGUUGUGGCGGGUUGUUCUUGCUGGGGCUCGUCCAGCUCCAUUGUGUCGUUGUUCUCAGCCGUGGACAUUUUAA
Podospora bellae-mahoneyi is the source of this 5747-nucleotide messenger RNA. RefSeq names its product DNA repair protein rad50 (gene RAD50). Lineage: Eukaryota; Fungi; Ascomycota; Sordariomycetes; Sordariales; Podosporaceae. Bases 510 to 4472 code for a protein of 1320 amino acids. The record is from RefSeq and is a predicted model, not a curated record. Gene Ontology annotation, molecular function: single-stranded telomeric DNA binding; ATP hydrolysis activity; double-stranded telomeric DNA binding. Gene Ontology annotation, biological process: telomere maintenance via recombination; double-strand break repair; telomere maintenance via telomerase. Gene Ontology annotation, cellular component: Mre11 complex; condensed nuclear chromosome; nucleus. The transcript has 2 exons.